Molecule: messenger RNA, 1257 nt
Organism: Drosophila sulfurigaster albostrigata
Lineage: Eukaryota; Metazoa; Arthropoda; Insecta; Diptera; Drosophilidae
Product: myosin heavy chain, non-muscle-like
Exons: 2
Coding region: 1-1257 (418 amino acids)
Biological process (GO): DNA integration
Cellular component (GO): myosin complex
Molecular function (GO): nucleic acid binding
Source: RefSeq, a predicted model, not a curated record
AUGAAUGUUGUCUACGAGGAGUCGGCCACGAAAGCCACCGCACAGAAGGCACAGCGUGAGCUGGAGUCGCAGCUGGCCGAGAUUCAAGAGGAUCUCGAGGCAGAGAAGGUGGCGCGCAGCAAGGCCGAGAAACUGCGACGCGAACUGGCCAAGGAACUCGAAGAGGGCAAGGAGCGACUCAACAAGGAUAUUGAGGCGCUGGAGCGACAGGUCAAGGAGCUGAUGGCGCAAAACGAUCGCCUGGACAAGAGCAAAAAGAAGAUCCAAUCAGAGCUGGAGGAUGCGAUCAUUGAGAUGGAAGCACAGCGCACCAAGGUGCUCGAACUAGAAAAGAAGCAGAAGAACUUCGACAAGAUUCUCGCCGAGGAGAAAGCCAUAUCAGAGCAGAUCGCCCAGGAGCGCGACACCGCCGAGCGUGAGGCACGCGAAAAGGAAACUGUAGAAUCAAAUCAGUUAAUGGAAACAAUGAUUGGCAAUUUCAAUGCGAUGAAGAAAACAGCUGAGUACCCAAUUCAACUCAAGAUCGUGCCGGAUGCCAACAUUAUGCUUUUUCGGCAGGCACCCAGUCGAAUUGCUGUUAGCGAGGCUGAAGCAGUAAAACAUCAAAUCAAUGAGUGGCUGGAUACAGGCGUAAUUCGGCAGUCCACAUCUAAUUUUGCUAGCCGCCUAGUUGUUGUCAAAAAGAUGGAUGUAACGACCAAGCAUGAGGAAGUUCUGCAGAAGCUGAGGAAUUGGUCCGACGUUUUCGGAAAUCCUUGCCGAAUCAUUAGCGAUCGUGGAUCGGCAUUUACUUCAGCUGCUUUUGAGUCGUAUGUUAAGGAGAAUGGAAUCGAACACAUUUGGAGCACCACUGGAGUCCCAAGAGGAAACGGCCAAGUCGAACGCGUUAAUCGCUCAAUUUUGGCCAUAAUCUCAAAGCUGUCGGCAGAUAAGCCCGACAAAUGGUUUAAGUUUGUACCAAAGGUGCAGCGAGUCAUCAAUGGUACCACACACAAAUCGACGAAACACUCACCAUUCGAGCUUAUGUUUGGCGUUAAGAUGAGAAAUGAUGCCGAUUGCAGAAUUCUACAGAUGCUAGAUGACGAAAUGUACAACAGUUUCGACGAGGAGCGACAGAAGACUCGGCAAGAAGCGAAAGAUGAAAUACAGCAUGCACAGGAUAACUACAAAAAGCGUUUGAUAAGAACAGGAAGAACGAACAUGGCUAUAAACUUGAGAUCUCGUUGCCAUUCGUCGUACGCAGUUUGUGGCUGGUAG